AUGGGUAAACUACCUCUCGAUAUACAACAAAUUAUUUGUCGAUACGCUGUCCUCAGGGAUAAACAGGGAGCCUACAACUCUCAGUUUGUCGUGAAUGCUUUGAUAGUAAGCAAGGCAUGGGCUUAUUUUGUAUGUCGCAUUAUUUACAGGCAUUACCGUAUCAGAAACUAUUUAGCAUUUGUCGGUUUUGUCAAGACAAUCACCUCCAACAACACAUUCUUGCCUUAUGGUCAUUUUGUUCGGUCGAUUGAUUUUACACCUGUAAACAAAUACGGGAUUGAUAUGCGUGUUCACAGACUGUUUCGAUGCUGUCCUUAUAUUGUCCAGAUGACAUUGGGACAUCCUACCACGCUCAAAUCAGAAACCAUUCGAGAAAUCACUCGAUACAAUACUCGCCUUCAUACGUUAAGCAUGGGUGGCAUCGAGUCCUUUCCCUUUAUGCUUGAAUGUGACUUUUCUGGCAUGAAGCAGUUGGAACACGUGACACUCAAGACAACACCUCUCUUGUCAUCGUCCUUUAUGACACUGCCUAUCCAGUCAUUGCGCUCCAUUCGAUUGAUACAGAUGGAUGCCAUUCAACCCCACGAAUUGUUAGCCUUUUGUCAGACACAUACACAUGUUCAGGCCAUUUCGAUCAUCAACUGUAAAGCGCUCUUGUUGCCUGCAUUAGGCAGUGUGCUUGCUCAGUUAGCCAUGCAUCUAAAGACUAUUGAACUUGAAGGAUAUCAAAUCACAGACGAACUCUUGUUUGACUUAUUUACAAAAGUGCCCAAAGGAACACGACUCGAGCGACUUUUAUUAGCCAAUACCCAAAUUACCUCUGCUUUUGUCCAUAGUCUGCCUAAACAACCUCUUCAAGUACGCCAAUUGGAAUUGGUAAACAACCGAUAUGUAUAA
Gilbertella persicaria is the source of this 897-nucleotide messenger RNA. RefSeq lists its product as uncharacterized. Bases 1 to 897 code for a protein of 298 amino acids. The record is from RefSeq and is a predicted model, not a curated record. Lineage: Eukaryota; Fungi; Mucoromycota; Mucoromycetes; Mucorales; Choanephoraceae. The transcript has 2 exons.